Chiloscyllium plagiosum (whitespotted bambooshark) is the source of this 2929-nucleotide messenger RNA. RefSeq names its product netrin-G1-like. Gene Ontology annotation, biological process: animal organ morphogenesis; tissue development; axonogenesis. NCBI's taxonomy places the organism in Eukaryota, Metazoa, Chordata, Chondrichthyes, Orectolobiformes, Hemiscylliidae. The record is from RefSeq and is a predicted model, not a curated record.
AUGCUCUCCGGAGAGUCGGUGUGGACUUGGCGGGCCGAAUGGCCUGUUUCCUCUGUGUAGGGAGUCUGACUUGCUGAUUUAUUCGCUUCUCCACACUGCCCGGAUCCCUGUCUCCUGCAUUCCCCACAACCCCAAAUGUGUGUGUGUGUGUGUGUGCAGAGUUUUCCCCAGCCUCAGCAUUUCCACUGAGCGAAAGUGAUGUCCUCUCCCCAGCCUGCCGGGGAGCGCUGCCUUCGUGUGAUUCACUCAGCGCCGACGCUGCUGCUGCUCUGGAUCUGGGAGGUGUGGACGCGCCGAUCUCUGGGGAGGAGGGAACUUUCGGCCCGUCUCCAGUGACACACACACACACGGGCUCUCAGCGCAUCAAGGCGGCCUCCAAUUGGGAGCUUCAAAAUGGAACUGUCUCUGUUCACAAUCGGAGAUUGCAGUAACCCGGGGUAGGAAACCCCCUUCAGAAACAGCCGGCAAAUGAUUUGUGAGAGAAGACAUGAACAAUGGGGAACAGGAUCUGGUCUGGAGAAUGCCUUCACAUUGGCUUCCUGCACUAACUGUAUCAGACACCCAGAACAUCUGCCUGACACAGCAAACAGAUCUGGAAAGAAAACAAAAUCUCAAAUAAGAACAACCAGAACAUCACCUACAGUCCCAACUCCUGGAAUAUUUACACCAAUACUGCAGAAGAUAGAAUGAGUUUCAAGGCUAGGAACAUCUGCCCGCAUUGAGUUGGUCCCUGAGUGAGGGUGGCACAAGAGCAGAAAAACACCCCCAGACGAACUGAGAUAGCCCCCUCUCUAAGUGGGGUCCAGUUGGAGUGAUGCAUCUAUCCAGCCUGCUACCCCUUCAGAUCCUUUAUGUGACCCUGACUCUCUCUGCACAGCACUUCCCAUCCUGGGGACACUAUGACCUAUGUAAGACCCGGAUACACUGGGACAAAUGGAUGAGUUGGGAUUACAUGGCCUGUCAACCAGAGACCACGCUGCUCACCAGGUUCCUGAAGAUCAGUCUGGAUCCCCCCAACAGCACAUGUGGAGAAACCCCUGAGAUGUACUGCACUCUGGAGAACCCGUACAUGUGCAACAAUGAGUGUGAUGCUCACACGCCUGAGUUGGCCCACCCUCCUGAGCUGAUGCUGGAUGACGAAGGCAGGAUUCCCACCAGCUUUUGGCAAAGUGUGUCCUGGAGGAGCUUUCCCAAGCCCCUGUUGGUCAACAUCACACUGUCCUGGGGGAAGAGCAUCGAGCUGACCGAAGACAUCAUCAUCACCUUUGAGUCUGGCCGGCCAGAGCAGAUGGUCCUGGAGAAGUCCCUGGACCAUGGGCGGAGCUGGCAGCCCUAUCAGUUCUACGCAGCCGACUGCCUCAACUCCUUCGGGAUGGAGCCAAGAAGGGCCCGGGAUCUGAGGGCCGCCUCAGUGCUGGACAUCAUCUGCACCGAGGAGUACUCCAGGGGCUACGUGUGGAAGGUGGACAAGAUGGUCCGCUUCGAAAUCCAGGAGCGUCUGGCCUUGUUUGGGGGUCCCCGCUUUGGGGACAUGGCCUCACUAUAUGGCCAACUGGACACCACCAAGGAGCUGAGAGAUUUCUUCACCCUGACUGACCUGCGGCUCCGGCUGCUGCGGCCGGCCACUGGACCCACCAGCGUCGACCCCCACAAUCUCUCCAAGUACUUCUAUGCCAUCUCCAACCUGGACAUCCGUGGCCGGUGCAAGUGUAACCUUCACGCCAACAACUGUGUCAUGAAGAAGGGGAAGCUGAGCUGUGAGUGUGAGCACAACACCACGGGGCCGGACUGCGGUCGAUGCAAGAAAGGUUUUCAUGGCCGACGAUGGAGAGCGGGCUCGUACCUCCCCAUCCCCAAAGGGACGGCCAAUGUCUGCCUCCCUGACACCAUCACUAGCGGCUCUGAUGCAAAGCUGAUUCAUCCACGUCCAACUGUCCCAUCACUCGAUGUUGCAAACCCAAAGCAAGGGGGAGUGUGCGAUAACUUGCUAACACGGUGUGAGAACGGAGGUGUGUGUGAGGAGAACGGGAGGUGCCGGUGCCCCGCUCCCUACACCGGGCUCCUGUGUGAGAAAGUCCAGUGCAGGAAGGGAGCGGAAGGCUGCGUCUCCCAAUCGGCCCGGGAGCCCUCCUUGCACCGGGCGCUGCUCUCGCUGACCGCGCUGCUCACCGCCGCCCACGGCCGCCCGCUGCUCUGAGCCGCUUCCAGCGCCACCGGAAAGCUGAGGAGAGCGGCAGGACAGAUGCAGCGUUUACUGCGGCGCCGUUCAAACACGCUCCAACCUUCCCUCUCCCCCACCCCACCAUCCCCCAACCCCCCCUCUCUCGGGAAAGGAAAACUGCAGCUGAGGUCUGAGCCUGCCCAGUCACCCAGGCCGACUGGAUCUGAGGAAGGAAUGGACAGUCAGUGGGGAAAUUGGACUCUGUGUCUCCUCACAGGACUCGGGCAGCUCCUCAUAAUUCAUCCUCUCAUUGUCAGCCGAUUAUUACAUAUUCUACUUUGGGACAAAGAAAAAAGGACUGAGAUUUCUACACAGUCUUUCACCAUCUCAGGACCUACCAAAGCGCUUGACAAGCUUUGAGGAAUUCUCCUCGAUGAGCAGUGACGUGAUAAUGUCCAGAUAACCUGUUUUAGUGAUGUGUGUGGGAUUAAUGUUGGUCAGAACAUAGGGAAGACCUUCCCUGCCCAGCUUCCAAAUGGUGAUUGUGGGAUCUUUGACAGGGCCUUGACAUAUUGUCUCAUCCAGUCGGUCGUAUCUGUGUUAAAAAAAUGCAGCAUUAAUUCCUUCUUUCUCACACACUCAAACCAUUUCCUCACACCUACCUGCAUACUUGCAUUGCUAUCUAUUAACUAUUGCUAUUUGGGGCAGCACGGUGGGUCAGUUCUUGACACUGCUGCCUCACAGCACCAGGGACUCGAUUCCACCUCU